GUAUCAACAGGGGUACAAAUGCUUUGCCGAAUGAAGGAGCAGGGUCGUCAGUUCACCCUGAUUACUCCGAGUAUAAUUGUAUGCGAUUACCGGGAUCCUUGCCGCUAUGGGAAACCGUUUACCCCGCCAACCCCGCCAAACAGAUUUCCAGAUCUGCUUGAUUUCAAACAACUGCAUCAAGCCCAGACAGCUCUCCGUUCCCUCUUCGAUACCUACUUCUAACUAUCACCUAGCCAAACUAACAAUCCCUCGCACCCUCCAAGUUUCCGACUCAACAGACCUAACUAUGCCCGCCCCAUCGCCCCUCAAGAUCGCGACGCAAGCCGUCGAACGUCUUGUCAAGGAAGAGAAGCUCUACAAGACGGAGCUCUCCACUCAAACGGAGCGCGUCGCCAAGCUCGAGGCAGAUUUGAAGAAAAAGGACGCGAAUACGGACAGCAAUGCCGAGUUCAUGCUGAAGCAGGAGCAACAAGCCGUGGAAGAGACCAAGGCCAUUUUCGAGCCGCUGAACAAACGCAUCUCGGAGGCGGUUGCGAGACUCGAGGAGCAGAUCGCGACAGCGGAAGGCGGAAAUGCGGACGCGGACGAGUUGACGAAGGCUAAGGAGUCACUUGCCAAGGCGCCGAAGGCCGAGGCAUAACAUGCACAUUUGUAUGGAAUAGCUUAGCGGUAUGAUGCUGCUCGGUGGUUUCUAUGGGGAUUAAAGCGAAGAUGAGAUGAGAUGAGAUGAGAUGAGAUGAGAUGAGAUGA
Molecule: messenger RNA, 750 nt
Organism: Pseudomassariella vexata
Lineage: Eukaryota; Fungi; Ascomycota; Sordariomycetes; Amphisphaeriales; Pseudomassariaceae
Product: tubulin binding cofactor A
Exons: 2
Coding region: 107-640 (177 amino acids)
Biological process (GO): tubulin complex assembly; post-chaperonin tubulin folding pathway
Cellular component (GO): microtubule cytoskeleton; cytosol
Molecular function (GO): beta-tubulin binding
Source: RefSeq, a predicted model, not a curated record